CUCGUCUGUCGGACCCACUCCACGGACCACAGGCCUGGAUAUGGCUACCUCUAUACUCGGGGAAGAGCCACGAUUCGGAACGACUCCCUUAGCCAUGCUGGCCGCAACGUGCAACAAAAUUGGCAACACCAGCCCCCUCACCACACUACCUGACUCCAACGCGUUCGCCAAGGGUGGAUUUCAUCCCUGGAAAAGAUCCUCGUCCAGCUGCAAUCUGGGAUCCAGCCUUCCCGGCUUCGCCGUGGCAACGAGCCGGGGGUCCACCGCCGGACUAACCUCCAGCACAGGCUCGGCCAACAGCGCCUUCUGCUUGGCCUCCAGCUCCCCGACCACGUCCGCCUUCAGCUCCGACUACAGCAGCCUCUUCUCCAACUCGGCCGCGGUGUCUUCUCAAGAAGCGGGCCAGUCCGCCUUCAUCUCCAAAGUGCACACGUCCACGGAGACGCUGUACCCGCGGGUGGGAAUGGCGCACCCGUACGAAUCCUGGUACAAAUCCGGCUUCCACUCCGGCAUCUCCACCGACGUGGCCAACGGCGCGUCCUCGUGGUGGGACGUGCACACGAACCCGAGCUCGUGGCUCGAGGUGCAGAACCCGGCGAGCAGCCUGCAGAGCUCGCUGCACUCGGGCACCCCGCAGAGCAUACACUCCCAGCUCAGCGGCUACAACCCUGACUUCUCCACGCUGACGCACUCGGCGUUCAGCUCCACGGGGAUCAGCCCGGCGUCGGCGUCGCACCUCCUGUCCACGGGUCAGCACCUGUUGGCUCAGGAGGGCUUCAAAACCGUCAUCCCCGCCUACACGGACUCCUCGGCCCCGAACGCCAUGAUCUCGGGGGGCACCUCUGCGCUGGGGGGCUCGUCCAGGUCGUCCAGGAGGUACUCGGGCAGGGCCACGUGCGACUGCCCCAACUGCCAGGAGGCCGAGCGGCUGGGGCCCGCGGGAGCGAGCCUGCGCAGGAAGGGUCUCCACAGCUGUCACAUCCCGGGCUGCGGGAAGGUGUACGGCAAAACGUCGCACCUGAAAGCGCACCUGCGGUGGCACACCGGCGAGAGACCGUUCGUGUGCAACUGGCUCUUUUGCGGGAAAAGGUUCACGAGGUCGGACGAGCUGCAGAGACACCUGCGGACGCACACGGGCGAGAAGAGGUUCGCGUGCCCCGUGUGCAACAAGCGCUUCAUGAGGAGCGACCACCUGAGCAAGCACAUCAAAACACACACGGCCGGGGGCGGCAGCAAGAAGGGCAGUGACAGUGACACGGACACGAGCAACCUGGAGACCCCGCGGUCCGAGUCCCCGGAGCUCAUCCUCGAGGGGGUGAACCCCAGCAGAGUGGCCGUCAAAGACCCUUCCCCGCUCAACGACUCAUAA
Scleropages formosus (Asian bonytongue) is the source of this 1369-nucleotide messenger RNA. RefSeq names its product transcription factor Sp9-like. Gene Ontology annotation, biological process: regulation of transcription by RNA polymerase II. Bases 41 to 1369 code for a protein of 442 amino acids. Lineage: Eukaryota; Metazoa; Chordata; Actinopteri; Osteoglossiformes; Osteoglossidae. Gene Ontology annotation, molecular function: RNA polymerase II cis-regulatory region sequence-specific DNA binding; DNA-binding transcription factor activity, RNA polymerase II-specific. The transcript has 2 exons. The record is from RefSeq and is a predicted model, not a curated record.